Carassius auratus (goldfish) is the source of this 1034-nucleotide messenger RNA. RefSeq names its product tenascin-like. The coding region runs from base 516 to 893 and encodes 125 amino acids. Lineage: Eukaryota; Metazoa; Chordata; Actinopteri; Cypriniformes; Cyprinidae. Gene Ontology annotation, biological process: neuron projection development; regulation of cell adhesion. The transcript has a single exon. The record is from RefSeq and is a predicted model, not a curated record. Gene Ontology annotation, molecular function: protein binding.
UUUUUACAAUUUGUCACAUUAGAUACUGAUAUGAAAAUAUUUAUAUGUAUUUUUCUUUGUGACAAUUUCUCAUGUUGGUCUUGGUAUAAAGCACUUUUUUUCUUUCUUUAAGUUUUAUGUUAUAUUCAGUGGUCUGAGAUUUAUUUUCAGAUACAAAUAGCUUGUGUUCAGGAGCAGUUUCAGUUUGCAACUUGGCUUGCUUAAGAAAAACAAAGUGGUAUUUGAGGUUGAAAACUCAUUUUUGUAUCAGCCUGAACUCAUGUUGUCUAAUGACAUUAACACAGACUAAUGAUUUCAGUUUUUUACUAUUGCGUAUGCAUGCAGUUCUAUUGCACCCAUUGAAUACUCUAUUAUUUUGCAUGGAGAAGCCAAGAAUAGAUAGCUCAUACAAUAAAAAUCGAUAAGCAUCCUUUGACAGAUAACAAGCUAUUUUGACCUUGCAAUCACUGCAGAAUCAGUUAUACAUCCUCACCCUGUAUUGUCCCUUCCUUUAACACUUCAACCAUGGGACCCAAAUGAAUGCUGUACCACGUGACCCAGCAUCAUUACCUAAAGUGGAAAACCUCACGGUUUCGGAUAUUACCCCAUACAGAUUUCGGGUGUCCUGGGUGGCAGAUUCCUCCGAGGGCUUCAGCUAUUUUCAGGUAAAGGUGUCGGACUCUGGUCAGCUGCUGGAGCCGCAAGAGUUCAUAGUGCCGGGGAACCAGACCGAACUGGAUGUUUUGGGCCUGAUCACUGGCAUUGGCUAUGAGGUCAGUGUGACCGGGGUGUCAGGGGAUGGGUUACAGUCUCGUCCAGUCACCACAGUGGCUGUUACAGGUACAGCUCUCUGCUUUUCAACUGCACGUCACUCCAUCAAAUCAAAGUUUCACUGCCCAAGCUUGGUAGUUUAAACUAUGUUGAGUAGUAAAAUGUUUUUCAUAUCUAAUAAAUGAAUGUCAAUUCUUUUCAGGGAUUGUAUGUUCAAGAGUGUAGUUUCUCUCUGAUAUGUUGAUAUAUUGUAGGUGCACAUAAUGAAAAAACAAUAAUAAUAA